AUGAACGCGGCAUCUCUUCUUCUGUUGGUACAUUGUUUGUUCACGUUUACUGUUUCAGUUAAUGCAGAUGAUAUCGGCUCACUCGAUGCUGAAGAUCGAGUAAACUCAGAAGAUGCUGAAGAUCGAGUAGACUCAGGAGAUGCUAAAGAUAAAGUAGACUCAGGAGAUGCUAAAGAUAAAGUAGACUCAGGAGUUUCAGUUAUUGCAGAUGAUAUCGGCUCACUCGGAAUAGUAACGCAAUAUUUAGAUCAGUAUAUGAAAGCUUACAUAAAAGCGACACUAAACUACUUUAUUGUUCUUGAACAAGCAAAAACUUUUGGUAAACUUGGUGACGACAUUUUGGUUGAAAAAGUUCAAAAUUUAAUGAAAUCAGUAGUUUCGAAAAAAUGGGAAGCCAGGUUACAGCUCACCAAUGCAGAAAUUCAAUACGUAACAGAAUUACAAGCAAUAAAUGAGCCAAACUCCGAAAUAGUGGAGGAAAAACAAGACGGUUUAGAGCUAUUGGAACAAGAAUUGAAUCCAUUGAUAGAUGAUUUUAAAUCAAAAUUGCCAGACGCAAUACGUGCGUUGCAAGCUUAUCGAUCUGAUAGAAGUAACCGACAAAAAUGGGUUCAAUAUAUAACACAUAGUCAAGAAGUAAAUGAUGGCGCCUAUCAAAUAGGAUACCAAAUAAAAGAUAUAGAAUUUCAAAGAUUGGAGGUUAUGAAAGAUAACUUUGUUUUGAAUCUGAAACCAUUAUUCAAAGACUUAUCAUCAAUAUUGAAAAUUAACAUCGAAGGCGGUGGGAUUAUUUCCACUGACGAUCAAUAUGAAGUAGCUUCAGAUGAUAAUACUUGUUUGAAAUAA
Molecule: messenger RNA, 846 nt
Organism: Schistosoma turkestanicum
Lineage: Eukaryota; Metazoa; Platyhelminthes; Trematoda; Strigeidida; Schistosomatidae
Source: the annotation of a GenBank genome assembly